Molecule: messenger RNA, 1053 nt
Organism: Bacidia gigantensis
Lineage: Eukaryota; Fungi; Ascomycota; Lecanoromycetes; Lecanorales; Ramalinaceae
Exons: 3
Coding region: 1-1053 (350 amino acids)
Source: RefSeq, a predicted model, not a curated record
AUGAACAAGCCAAUACUUGAGAUCAAGCUACCACGGACAAAGAAGCGGGUGGCGAAAGGUGAGGCAAGCAAUGAUGAGUUGAGCAAAGCGCCACGCAAGAGACAGAAGCAGUCGGCGGCUCCAAAGACCAGCAAAGCCAGUAGAUUCGGACUGUAUGAUCACGACUCAAUAUUGCCCCAGUCCAAGAAGCUAAUCGCUUACAGUAGUGGUGUUCAGAACACAUAUCCUAAGGCACAUCUUCUUGGCAUUCCCACUGAAGUUCGAGAGAUCAUCUUGACACACCUAUUCGGAAAUAAAUGCAUUCAUUUGAAGCACAAGGCGGUCCUCGGUAGCCGUGAAUGGGAUGGAGGGAAGCCUAGUAAAGACGGGCGUUUCCGCCUUGCUAUAUGCAAACUAGAGUCGUCCAAAGCAAAAGACUUUGUGCAAGCAGCCACCAUUGGUACUGGAAGUCGACACCCAUCUAUGACAUGCCACCGAAAUUGUGCACGGAAUUGGCAGGUAAAAUCUCAAGAGCUAGACUUAGCCUGCCUAAGCACGUGCCGCAAGCUCUACGCUGAGGCUCACAGUCUCUUGUGGGCGAGAAAUACGUUCGUAUUCGACAAUCGCUUUACUCUCUCAAAAUUCGUCAGCAGCCUGACCACCGGACAAAGGCGAAGUCUCGAAAGAAUUCAUAUUAUAGCGGAUAUGACUUGGUCAUGGAAGAGAUUUCCGUAUCAAGGCCAGCGGAGCCGAAAGACAGUUGCUGCAGCUACAGUGAAUGCCUUGAAGGGCUUGAAACGUCUAGAACUGGACAUGAGCUACGGAUGCCUGUUCCCCUAUUCAUCCAACAAUGAAGUGCACGUCGCUCGUGUAGCAACUGAAUGCCUGCUGCCAUUCAAAGCUGUUGAUCUCGCGGAAGUCAUUAUCCACAUGCAACGAUAUAGAUUAUACAGGGAUGAGACACGUCCAAUACCCUCGGAAAUCUCAAGCUACGUACAGGACUUGCAUGCUGCACUUUUAGCUCCCGCUGGAGGAGCAAAGGCGAAGAAAGGCGGGAAUAAGCAGUUGAAUUGA